Molecule: messenger RNA, 1218 nt
Organism: Ectocarpus sp. CCAP 1310/34
Lineage: Eukaryota; Phaeophyceae; Ectocarpales; Ectocarpaceae
Source: the annotation of a GenBank genome assembly
AACAUACUGCUACGCAGUACGGUGUUGCACGGCUCUUCGCCAUACAUGGGUACUUCAUCUCCAGCGGUCGUGGACGUGUUCCGGUGCAUCGAAUCAAUCGAGAAACGCCGGAGUGAGGUCGGCACCAAUGGGAGCGGCGGGAACAGUGCCAAGGAUGAGGGUAGGCGAGGCAAGCGCCGUUCGCAGGCAGCCGACAGGGCGCUGCGAGAGCGGUACUACGCCGUGCUGCAAAGAAAGGACAGGUCUUCGCUGUCGGAGAGGAUCAAAACCUUGCGAAGGAUGGUUCUAGCUCAAGGCCUUCCCGGCGAUGUUUUGGAACACUGCACAACCCCGACAUCGGGCAGCAGUGGCGCCGAACACCGGAACGGACCGGAGGCGACGACGACCGCCUCGGCAACAACAACAACAACGAGGGCAUCGUCGUCACUUAGAUCUUCUCCCUCCUCGGCACAACACCAGCGGCAGCAGCAGCAGCCCGGACGGAGGGGAGCGCGGGGCAGCAGCGGCGGCGGCGGCGGAGGGGGCAGCGCCACGAGCGGUGGCGGCGGCUGUGGCGGCUUCACGAGUGGGGGCAGCGGGACGAGCGGUACGGUGUCCGCCCCGACGGACCCGGGGGAGGAUCACCAAUGCUCCCUUCGCGGCCUGGUGUGGAAGGUCCUCCUAGGCACGAUCCACACGGACUCGAUGCUCUAUAUCCGGCUGGUGGCCAAGGGACCGUCCUCCGAGGACGUGAAGAUCAGGGAGGACACCUUCCGGACGUUCCCGCGGGACGAGGAGUUCCGAAGGAGGGUGCACGAGGACAAGCUCUCUCGCAUCAACAACGCCUACGUGAGGCUGAACCACCCGGACGGCGGGGCACCGGUCGCGGCGACGGCAGCGGCGGAUACUGUGAGGCGUGGGUCGGAGGGACAGGGGCGAGAGGGGAGCGGUAGCAAAGACAAGCACGGCGGCGAGGAACAGCCUCCAAAGUCGGAAGACGUGCCUCGAUGUUCAAACCCGGCGAUUGUGCAUAAGGACGGGGCCGGGGCGGAGGCGGGCGGGGCUGCUCCUGCGAGCGGGGGAGCGACCGGGGAAAGGGAGGAGCGAGUAGGGGACGGGGGGAAGGGGUUGUACGUGCAGGGGAUGAUGGUGCUGUGCGCGCCCCUGCUGUUUGUGAUGCCGGAAGUGGACGCGUUCUACUGCUUCAACUCUCUGUUGAAUCAGCACAUGCCCAGGUGA